This is a messenger RNA of Arabidopsis arenosa, 827 nucleotides long. NCBI's taxonomy places the organism in Eukaryota, Viridiplantae, Streptophyta, Magnoliopsida, Brassicales, Brassicaceae. The record is from the annotation of a GenBank genome assembly.
AAGGAAUUGAAAAAGAUUUUUGGUUUUAAAAGAUGGAUCCGGAUACAGUCAAAUCGACUCUCUCGAAUCUAGCAUUCGGAAAUGUAAUGGCGGCUGCUGCAAGAAAUUAUCAAAAGGAAGUUCUUGCCAAUGAGAAGGCGCAAGGAUCAAAUCCUGUUAAUGAAGAGGUUGAUCUUGAUGAACUUAUGGAUGAUCCAGAGCUAGAAAGAUUGCACGCAGAUAGGAUUGCAGCACUAAAGAGAGAAGUCGAGAAGAGAGAAGCGUUUAAAAGACAAGGACAUGGUGAAUAUCGAGAGGUAAGCGAAGGAGAUUUUCUGGGUGAAGUCACCAGGAGUGAGAAAGUGAUAUGUCAUUUCUACCAUAAGGAAUUUUACCGGUGCAAGAUUAUGGACAAGCAUCUGAAGACUCUUGCACCUAGACAUGUGGACACAAAGUUCAUUAAAGUGGACGCAGAGAAUGCUCCUUUCUUUGUCACGAAGCUUGCAAUAAAGACGUUGCCUUGCGUUGUGCUUUUCAGCAAGGGAAUCGCGAUGGAUAGGCUAGUUGGGUUCCAGGAUCUGGGCACUAAGGACGAUUUCACCACGAAUAAACUAGAGAACGUUCUUGUUAAAAAGGGAAUGCUCAGCAAGAAGAAGAAAGAGGAAGAUGAAGAAGACGCUGAAUAUCAAGAGAGCAUACGGCGGUCUGUUAGGUCUUCAGAGAAUCUGGACUCUGAUUCUGACUGAUCAAGCAGUUGACAUCAAAGAUCUGCCAUUGAUGCUAGUCUCUGUUUUUCCCUUGUGCUCUUUUGUUAUAUGUUUAUUAGAAAAGAAAAUUGCGAUAUGAAA